This is a messenger RNA of Colletotrichum chrysophilum, 1416 nucleotides long. RefSeq lists its product as uncharacterized. Gene Ontology annotation, cellular component: vacuolar membrane. Gene Ontology annotation, molecular function: amino acid transmembrane transporter activity. The transcript is spliced from 2 exons. The coding region runs from base 1 to 1416 and encodes 471 amino acids. Gene Ontology annotation, biological process: amino acid transmembrane transport. Lineage: Eukaryota; Fungi; Ascomycota; Sordariomycetes; Glomerellales; Glomerellaceae. The record is from RefSeq and is a predicted model, not a curated record.
AUGGGAAAGGACACAGACGCCACGAGGGCGCCCGUCGACCCUGAGAGCCAGGCCAAGGCCGACGCGCCAGCUGGCUCCAAAGUAGUCCAGGACCAGCCACCGGCCUUCUCCUCGUCGAGCCACAUCGGCGGUGUGGGCGAGAACGACGAGGGCGAGUUGAUCAACUUCAAGACCCUCCACUGGCUACAAGGAGGCAUCGUUCUCGUAGCAGAGACCGUCUCCCUGGGCAUCCUCUCCCUCCCCUCCGUCCUCGCCACCGUCGGCCUCGUCCCGGGCGUCAUCCUCAUCUGCACCAUCUCCGCGCUGGCCACCUACUCGGGCCUCCUCCUCGCCGAGUUCCGCAAGCAGUACCCCUUCGUGCAGCACUUCGGCGACGCCGUCGAGCUCAUCGGCAAGCCCAUCGGCCUAGGCGGCGUCUUCCGCGAGGUCUUCGGCUGGGCGCAGACGAUCCUGCAGGUCUUCCUCAUGGGCGGGCACAUCCUGCUCUGGACCAUCUGCAUGAACACGCUCACCAACAGCGCGACGUGCACCGUGGUCUGGGCGGCCGUCGGGAUGGUCGCGUUCUGGAUCUUCAACGUGCCGCGGACGCUAAAGUACACGAGCUGGAUGUCCGCCGCGUCGUGCGUGUCGAUUGUCGUCGCGGUGCUGAUCACCGUCGUGGACGUGGCGAUUGAGAAGCCGAUUGGGGCCGGGUCGGUGGACAUCUUCCGCAAGCUCGGGUUCUCGCCGGCGUUUCUGGCCGUGACGAAUAUUGCGGGCGCGUUCUCGAGCCAUUCCAUCUUCUUCAGCGUGAUUGCGGAGUUUAAGAACCCGGACGACUGGCCGAAGGCGCUUGCGUUUUUGCAGAUUACGGAUACGACGCUGUAUUUGAUCUCGGCUGUGAUCAUCUACGUCUACGCCGGGCCUGAGGUCCCGUCCCCGGCGCUGUCGGCGGCGGGGAGUGCCACGAUCCGGAAGGCGAUUUGGGGCGUGGCGAUUCCGACGAUUGCGAUUGCGGCUGUGAUCUACGCGCAUGUCGCGUCGCAGUACAUCUUCACGCGUAUCUUUGGUAACACGAAGCAUGUCGUCAGACGGACGAAGCUGUCCACGGUUGCGUGGCUGCUGGUUACCCUCGGUAUUUGGGGUAUUGGCAUGGUGAUUUCGGAGUCGAUCCCGGUGUUCAACAACCUCCUGGGUCUCGUGUCCGCGGCGUUUGCCAGCUGGUUUUCGUUUGGACUGCCGGGCAUCUUUUGGUUGUGGAUGCACUACGGCAACUGGUUCAGCAACUGGAAGCAGAAGACGCAGUUCUUCUUUACCUCGCUACUCCUGGUUGUGGGUAUCCUGCUGUGUGUUCUGGGUCUUUGGGUGUCGAUUGAGUCGAUUGCGAGUGCUUCGGGUUCGAAACCGUGGACUUGCGCUAGUAAUGCGGCAGAGUGA